UUUCAGGUGUUGUGUCGAAAAAAGCCCCCCGGGUAAUUUACUCGUUGGCUAGCAACGCUCUGGUCAGCUUAGUGUUGACUAAAGUAUCAUAAUUGCAGAAAUGCCAAAUUUAAAGCUGAUAUCUGCAACUGACACACAGUAUUCAGCAGAAGUCCUGAAGGCCCUGAAUGACCAGCGAAAUCAUGGAUUGUUUUGCGACAUCACAAUCAUCAUACAGGACAAGAAAUUCAGGGCUCAUAAGACGGUCCUGUCCGCCUCCAGUACGUACUUUUACCAGCUCUUCGCGGUUGCCGGACAAGUGAUCGAGCUGAACUUCAUCAGACCAGAAAUCUUUGAGCAGAUUCUCAACUACAUCUACAGCUCCAGAAUUGUCCGCGUUCGCUCCGACAUGGUCGAGGAGCUUAUAAACGCCGGACAAAUACUGGGAGUGAAGUUCAUCGCCAACCUGGCUUUACCUCUGUCCCAGGUGAAAGGCAUUUCUGGCUUGUCUAAAGAGCCGGAGCAGAAAAGUGAUACGGCUUCAGAGAAUAUGCCGGUCAUCACGGAGUCCUUCUCCAUUUCUGCGGAGGAAUUCAACCAGCCGAGCAAACCUGCGGGAAACGAGGAUGACUCGGACGACGUUGUGUUCGUGUCGCAGACAGAGGCUCAAACCAAGACGGCCAACCCAAAGGUCAGCUCUGAGGUCAUCGAUCUGGAUGAGAUCGAAUCGGAAAGUGUGGAACCAAAACAGAGCGUCAAGUUAAAUAAUGGUGUUGGCGUACACGAAAAACCAGCUACCACCCUGCAGAAGAUGAGCUCUGCGACGCUUCCCAGCCAGCCGGUGAAGAGCCCUCUUCGCAGUCCCGACAGCAGCUCCAACGUCUCGUCUCCCCCUGCCUCAGCCUCCACAGAAAGUGUCCCUUCAGCCCAGGYCUCUUCAAACAGCCUCCCCUCUGGGCCGCCCAACGCCCCUCUCCCCUCUGAAAACAGGGACGUGUUGGGAGUCCAAAAGAAGCAAAUCACCACUUCAACCCAACAAGGGCAUUCAAAGAUAAGACUUUUAGAUGUUUCCGAAGCCUCGGCACUGAAAUCCAACACCGACGGGCAAACAGUGAAUACACCCACAGAACUAGAUUCUUUCUCAUCAGGCUGUAAAGUGUACACGAAUAUCGGAGAAGAUACUUUUGACGUUGUCCCACUUAAAGAGGAUCCGGGGGAAGGAGGCUCUAAAGCUGGUAAAGGGAAGAGAUCGUUCAUGGCGACACUCUUGAAAGCCUCUGCUAACCCACCUCAGUCAGAAAACGUAGGACCGAACAGGAAGAGGAAAAAAGCAGAGCUCGAGGACCACUACGAGCUGGACAUGGAUGGGAAGACCUUCUUCGUUUGCAUCAUAUGCAAGCGUCCCUACGUGUGUAUGACGAGUCUGCGUCGUCACUUCAACACGCACUCGUGGGAGAAGAAGUACCCGUGCCGCUACUGCGACAAGGUCUUUGCCCUGGCUGAGUACAGAACUAAACACGAAACCAUCCACACCGGCGAGAGGAGGUACCAGUGCCUGCUGUGCAACGAAAUGUUCCUGAACUACCAGGCGCUCUCCACGCACUGCAAGUCGGUCCACAAUCAGGAUCCGAUGGGGAGGAAGGAGAAGGACGACGGCGAGAACAACCUGUACCGCCUGCUGCCGGGCAAAGUGGGGCAUAAAAGGAUGAACACGUGGGAGACGGAGCCCCUCUUACCCCAGGACGGCGACGUGCCUCACGUGAACACAGGCGACGAGGCCGUCCUCUCGGCCACCCAGAGGUUGGAGUGGGACAGCAUGUUUGGGCCCAACGCUCACGUGCAGCCGGACACCGCGGCGCCACUGGUGCCGACGGUGAACUCUCCUCCACAGGGACCCUCAGAGUUCGAGUACAUCACACCAGAAACUUAUUAAGAAGCUCUAACCAAUCCUCGGUAACUGUGCCUUUUUUCUUUUAUUUUUUGUUUCAAUUUCAUUUUAACUUUUAUCUCAACAAUCAUUUGGAACGAAUAAAUAUUUGAAAGGUUUGCCGUAUUGUGAAAGAAAAUAACAGUCCCGACGUGUAAAAAUGCACAAAAAGUAUACAUUAGGUGUGUUUAAAAAAAAAGCAACACGUUUGUCGCUUCCGAUUUAAAAGUCAAAGCAAACACGUAGCGUCAAAUUCUUAAAGUACUAAAAACUGAGUUUGAAUUUAUUACAAUGAAAUU
Austrofundulus limnaeus is the source of this 2205-nucleotide messenger RNA. It is a transcript of the gene zbtb33, whose product is annotated as zinc finger and BTB domain containing 33. Lineage: Eukaryota; Metazoa; Chordata; Actinopteri; Cyprinodontiformes; Rivulidae. The transcript is spliced from 2 exons. Gene Ontology annotation, biological process: regulation of transcription by RNA polymerase II. The record is from RefSeq and is a predicted model, not a curated record. Gene Ontology annotation, molecular function: protein binding; DNA-binding transcription factor activity, RNA polymerase II-specific; RNA polymerase II cis-regulatory region sequence-specific DNA binding. The coding region runs from base 101 to 1912 and encodes 603 amino acids.